Anopheles arabiensis is the source of this 16910-nucleotide messenger RNA. RefSeq lists its product as uncharacterized. NCBI's taxonomy places the organism in Eukaryota, Metazoa, Arthropoda, Insecta, Diptera, Culicidae. The record is from RefSeq and is a predicted model, not a curated record.
GGAUGGCAGAUUUUCUCAAUCACGCUGCUGGGCGAGUGUGUUUGGUGACGGUGGCUAAACGAACAGCACGAGCUUCCCGCAGAGGUUGUCACCCUUUAAGUUGAAGGGAAAAACAGCCCAGCUGGGGCAGUGGAAAAUCACCGUUUUCCAUCACUAUCACGGCUUGCUGCGUUUUUCCUUCAUUUUGUGAAUUAGCGGAAAAAUUAGCAAAUCUGUGAGAUUUAAACAUCGAAAGCGGAGAAAAAGGGAAAAUGUGUACGUGAGAGAAGGCGCUAGUCCUGGUGACCCCCAGGGGGUAGGCGGCCCCCAAGAUGCUGCCGCUCAACGCUCGGCCCACAACACGAUGACGGCUGAUGACGACUGAUGACGGGGUGGCGUAUGUAAUUUGUGGAGAAAUUGUGGAAGGCGGAGCGCCCCGAAUUGUGUAGUUAGUUCGCCGUCGUAUGAGUGUGUGUGUGUGUGCGGUGGUGGUUGGAGGGAGGCUCGCGAAAGUCAAUUUUGAUUUGUUUGAAGCACGCGGGGAGCGGCCACCACAUCAGGAGCGAUUAUUAGCCAACGAUAGACACUGCGGGGAGAAUCGAAUUAGAUUUACGUGGUUAGACAGAGAGGUGUGUGUGUGUGUGUGUGUUCAUGUGCGGGGAGAGGGUGUAGGGGUUUUAAACUGAGCAAAGCAAAAGAGCGUUAGCGAGAAACAACGGAAGCAAACAUGUUUAGCUGUCUUUGGCAAUUAUGGGAUUGGAUUGAUCCACCCACGUUCACGACGAUGGAGAGCAAAAAGCUGCAGCAGCUGCAGCAGGCCAACUCACACCUGGCGCCAAUGCCGCAGAUGAAGCCACCGCAGCAGGGCGGUAGCGGCUACCAGCACGGGUACGAUUACGGCGCCACCGGACCGGCACCGGGCCGAUCGGCCAUGUUUCCCGCCCAGUACCAGAGCUACGGCCAGCCGCAUCCGUCGGCGUCGUCGCUCCGGUCCCCCUACUCGACCGGCAGCCCCAAAUCUUCGCUCAGCACCAACAGCGGCGCACUGUACGGCGCCACGGAUGGGGCUGACCUCUCGUCGGCCAGCGGGGCGGCCCAAUCCGGGUAUCACCUGCACCCGGCGCACCUUCAGCAACAACAACAGCAGGGUUUGCUGCACGCCCAGCAUCAACAGUAUCGCAGCAACACGCUCGGGCCCGGCGGCAGCGGCGGUAGCUAUGGAUACGAUCAGCAACAGCAACAUCAGCUGUACCGCGUUAGCUCCCCAUCGAGCGGUAGUGGUGGAGAGCGGGAGCGGCUGUACCAGACCGCUCCGCUGGUACGGUCAGCUGGCGGUGGCGGCCCGGGCAGCAGUGGCGUCGGCACGCCCCACUCGGUGACCUCGGGCUCGACGGCCCACAACGCACCCAUGUCCAAGCUGGAGCUGCAGUUCCAGCAGCUGCAGCGCGAGAAGAUCCAGCAGCAGAUCAAAACGGCCACGGAAGCGAUCGCGCACCAGCAGCAAACGUUCGCACUGCGGCAGCAGCUCAACCCGCCCGUGCCGAACUACCAUCUGAAGCAGAACCUGCUCCAGAAUCUGUCCCAGCAUCAUCAGCAGCAGAUUCAGCAGCAGCAGCAGCAGCAGCACCAUCAGCAGCAGCAACAACAGCAGCAGCAGCAACAGCUGCAAGUACACAAACAUCCACAAUAUCCUUCACAAGCGCAGCAGCAGCAGCAGCAGAAGCAGUUAGCUCAGCAGCAGAAGCAACAGCAAAUGCAAAAACAGCAACAACAGCAAAUUCAACACGCAAUGAAGCAACAGCAGCAGCAGCAACAACAACAACAACGAUAUGCAGCGAACGGCGGUGGUUCACAGCAUCGAAACGCGCCACCAUCGAGCUUGAAUCUGCAGAACCACUGCCAGCCGGCGGCCAGCGAAACCGACAAGAUGAUGCGCUCCCACGUCCCAUCCUACCAGGGCACGCUGGAUUCCGGUGCCGCAGGAGGCGUCGGUGGUGCGUACGGAGAGGAAGGCGAAUCGCUGUACCUGCAGCGAGCCGGCUAUCAGCAGCAUGCGGGGAUGGCCAACUCGCCGUCCGGCGGUGCCGCUAGCGAAAUCAUCAUUCAGCAGAACAUUCCCGGGCAGGUGGUGAACCAAGCCUGUCAGACGCAGAUCAGCUCGAUGGUGCUGGCGGGCAGUAGUAACGCAGCCGGGCAGCAGCAGCAGAUGAAAUCCUCCCCCUCGGACACGCUGUCCAGCCCGUCGCACGAUUCGAGCGAGCGGAAGCGCAGCACGGGAGGCCAGCAGCAUACGCUCAAGUCGCCCGUCACGCGGCGACCCGCCAACGCGCCCGUUGCGCUGGCCGGCUGGCUGUACAAGCAGGGCUCGGACGGACUGAAGGUGUGGCGCCGGCGCUGGUUCGUCCUGUCCGAGUACGUGCUGUACUACUACAAGGGGCAGGAGGAGGAGAAGCUGCUCGGCACGGUGCUGCUGCCGUCGUACAAGGUGUCCGCCUGCUUCCCCGAGGACAAGAUCUAUCGCAAGUUUGCGUUCAAGUGCGAGCACGCCAACAUGCGCACGUUCGUGUUUGCGGCGGAGAGCGGCGAAUCGAUGAGCCAGUGGGUGAGGGCGCUGACACUGGCCACGAUGAUGAUACAGCCGGCGGGGACGGAACAGGAGGAAAGUCUCUCCCAGCAGCAGCAGCAGCAGCAGCCGCAGCAGCAGCAGCAGCAGUACAGCAGUGGCAAAGCGGGCGGUACUGGGACGGAGCUGCUGUCGAGUGAUUCGAGCGGUGGGCCUCAGUCGCACGGGUCAAACGAUACGAUGAAACUGAUCCAGCAAGCGAGUGGGAAUGGCAGUAGCAGCAGCAGUGGUGGUGGUGGUGGUAUGUCUGCACUCAACGAUAGCAUGUCCAUGCCGCAACCGCUCUACGCCAAUGCUCCACCGAAGCCGAGACGCGUCAACGAUGGCGGCUACUCUUCGCCCAGCCCCGAACAUACGAUGCUGCACGAUCGGUACGAUCAAAUGGUGCAGCAGCAGCAGAUGCUGGCUACCGGGGGACAAUACCCCCCGGGGGCAGUGGGGGGUGGUUCGGGCCCGCCGAACGGGGGCAUGGUACUCGGUAGCAGUCGAACGCCAGCCGCACUAACGGCCCAUGCGAUCUACGGCGAUCCGAAGCGAAUCGAACGCGACCUGUACAUUCAGAAACUGAUCGAGCAGCAGCAGCAGCAGCAGAAAUUGAACGCUUCCAAGCAGCAACAGCAGCAGCAACAACAACAGCAACAGCAGGGAAUGCAGUCCUCUCCCAUGCACGGUGGUGGGGUAAUGCGAAGCGGUGGCGGUGCCGGAACGAAUCCCUUCCUGUACCCGAGCAACGAUCGCCGGACGCCGGACACGUACGGGCCGCCCAACUCGGCGAUCGAUCCCAAGCACAUGUCCGACUAUGAGGACAUCUACAACCUAACGAUGCUCUCCAAGUCGCUGCCGGCGAACGCGAUGGAAGCGGCGGCGGGAGGAGCAGGUGUGGCAGCCGGUGGGACAACCUACAAACGGCCGUCCAGCCCGCUGCGCUACGAAGGCAAUGGAGCGUUUCCGGCGUACAUGGGCGCCGCAAUGUACAAUGCCGGCCAAUUUGAGCAUCAGUCACCGGGAGCUGCCGGUCAACAUCCCCAGCACGCCCAGAUGCGUGCACGACCCAUUCCACCGAGCAUUCCGCGGCCACAUUCUGCAGACUUUCUGGACUACGAAGCGCGCCAUCCAAUGAACCAAGCAACCGGCGGUGUGACCGAUGAGCCAAGCCCUGUCCAUCGCACCCCACGGCCCAAAUCGAGCCUAGACAUCAACCGAACGCCCGAUCACUACUACUAUUCCGAGGCCAGCUAUGCCGAGAAGAUGCGCCUGCAAAGCGCUUCCUACCUGCAGCGAACCAACAACCCGGGAGCUGGGGCGUCGCGCAAACAACGAUCCGAUGAUAUGCAAGGAUUGUUUGCCAGCGGUACGAUGCCCCGGGAUGGCCUGUACCGGAGCGGCAGUGGUAAAAUCAUGCAGCUGCAAGCAUCUGGCCAACAGGGUGAAGAUUAUCCGCACGGUGGUUCGCAAAGUAUGCCCCGGCCGUCCGCUACUGACCAUCGGACCGGUGGCACCGGUCAGGGCCGUCCCACCGUCAGCAGCUUAAAGAAGCAGGGCACUGCCCAGCAGCAGCAGGAACAGUUUGCCCGUUCGGCGAGCGCCCGGUUGCCCCGCAAGGAGGAAGACUCGUCGCUGCGAGACGGCGAACGCAAGCGGGAGGAAUCCAUGAAGCGACUGCUCGAGUGGAAGCAGCGCAUGCUGCAAUCGCCGCUGACGAAGAAAAUCGCCAGCCAGCACGCGGCAACGAUGGCAUCGGCCGAAUCGCUCAAUCGUGGCUCCAAUGCAAGCGUUGGUGGUGCCGAUCGACGCAACGAGGACAUCUACGGUCUGAAGGCGGACGCUGAGGCGCUACUGCGCGGGGACUACUACGCAUCGAGCUACGAACGCCAGUCGGUGGGUGAUCUGACGGCCCUAGGCUCGGUGACGGCCGCCAGAAAGCAUGGGGGCAGUGCGGUUAACAUUGCGCAAGCGUCCUCGUCGGCGUUCGGCAGCCAGAUGAAGCUGAACGGUGACUACAACAGCUACUCGUCGGACGAUGAAGAUGGAAGAAAUUUUACGCCGGCAGGAAGGUCAUCCCCACUACUACUACCACCACUCGCUAGUACCGCUUCCGCGCAAGAGGUAGCGGACGAAGCACCACAACCACCACAACCACCACACAAUUUAACACCACACACCCCACCCCACUGCCACCAGUUUAGGGAAUUUCCACCGGCUGGCAGCAGCACCACUGACAAUAACAACAGUACGAUGCACGCAUUAACGCAAUCUUUUUACGCCGACCCGGCCGGCACUGGUGGCGGUGAGGGUAAUGCAAGGAGGAUGCUCCGCAAGGACGAUGGCACGGACCGAAACGGUCCACCGAUCGCGCAGGAGGUCGAGCAGGGCAAACCGGCAGGACUGGAGACGAUGAUUGAGCGACAGGCUGAGGCAGAACAGACUGAUGAUGUUGUUGAUGAUGAUGAUGAUGAUGGGGUGUAUGAGGAUAGUUUAGUGAAUCACGCAAGCGUUAGCGCCAGUCCCAACCUCAGCGUGGACGCGAAUGUAUAUGAAAAUAGUUUUAUCAAAGCGCCAAAUGAGCGCAAGAGCGUGGAGAGGGAUUUAGAGCAAUCGAAACAGUUCAGCGAUAGGGGCGGUUUACUUCGUACCGCCACAAAUAACCACAGCAACGAUAGCAGCAACCAGCUGCCUAAUGAUAAAGGUAGUGGUAGUAGUGUGAUAAAUGGUAGUGGGAACAAUAACCCGUCGCUUGACGACAACCCGUUGCACAUAAUGGAGAAGGGAGGUUCGUCGUCUAAUCAGCACGAUCAGCAAUUACAGUCGUACGUUCCAGUUUACAAGCACAGCAUAACGUCGCUGGGCAUUAAAAGCUUACAUUCCGGUUCGGUGAACGUUUCCAGUGGAGCAACAGGUAUGGAGGGGUUCAAGGGGAUGUCCACUCCAACUAGGAGCGAGUCUUUGAGAGAAAAGGACGUGACGGAGCACGGUAGUGAAAAUUAUUCCGACCAAGAAGACAUCGAGAAAGGUGCAGACGACGGAGAGGACAUCUUCGAGUACACGGACGAAGAUCUGGACGAAGCACUGCAACAAGCUGAACAGCCCGAGCCGGAACUGUCGCCCAAAGGCAACCCGUCCGCCGCCGAGCUGCUGAGUCGCCGGGCGCUGGACGACGAACUUUCCCUGCAAAUAAUGGAAGGGCACUAUAUGCCGAUGACGCCGCGCAGGACCGUAAUCAGCUCGGCAAGCAGCUGCACAACGCUUUCGCUCAUGAACGCGUCCAGCAGCAACACGGCAGUUGGCGGAAAGUUACGACCCUGCGAAAGCCUGACCGCGAUGGACAUUCUCGACUCGAUACAGAAAGGCAACGGAGAGAUGCAGAUAUGCAACGCGUACGACGAAAGUACGUACAUCGAGAUGACCAAGGGAACGCACGGGAAGAGCGUGUUUGCCACGGCGGACGAGCUGCGGGGAACGACGUACGAGAUGAUCAUGGUGCGUACGGAUCCCGCGUCCCGACCGGCUUCGGGGAAGGGGGCGAGUGGCGGCAAGGCCGGUGAGUUUGGGCUGGGGAGAAAUGGGCCACAGCCGCCACCGCCGCCGCCGGUCGAUUCGGAACCACUGUACAUGGAGCUGUCGCAACUGCACAGUAACAUCAAUGCGCUAAAGGACACGAACCGGGCGCUGGCAGACGAAGCUACGCAAAGGGAUGCCAAGAAGCAGUGUGACAGUGUGAAGGGGGGGCCUGAGGGGGGCCAAACGAAGGUCCUACCGGGCGGCGGGACGGAAAGCGCGAUCGAAUUCGGUGGCGAAAAGACAAGCACAAUGGUGCGGAUGAAAAACGCAAUGACCGGCGGUGGUAAUAUCGCCGGUAGUGGCGGCGGCGUUGGUGGUAACAAGAAGAAGAAAAAGGAUAAAAACUGGCCCGACAUCGUGAUGCAGUCGAGCAAGCCGGAGGACAGUGACAGUGAAUCGGACACGGCCGGUGGUGGUGACAAGGUGACGGAUGACUGUAAGCGCAUCGCCAAAAAGAAGCACGGUGGCAAAGAGAAGAAGCACCUAGCGACAACGCACAGUGCCGAGCUGCAGAGCAAAACGAUGGCCCGGUCGCGAUUCAGCCUGUCCGACACCUUCCGGCCGGCGUCCUACUAUUUGGGGGCCAGUGGCAGUAGCAACAACACUCCGUUCGGUCUUCACGGCGGUGGGGCGGGCGACGGCACGUUUGACAGCUUGCUGGACAGUUCCGACAGUGAUAUCGUAUCUCCGCCUCCGAUACCGAUCACUUCACUACCGCUUGAUGAACCCGAUGGUACUGGUGGUGGUGGAGAUGAAGGGAGAGUAGGGUUGCUAGGACCGGGCAUCGAUUUCGCCCGGUACGCCGACCGGGAACGGUUUCGCUCGAGCGAAGCGAUCGAUCUAAUUAGAAACCAUCACGCCGCGCAGCAGGAGAAGCGACAGUCGGUGCAAAGCUUGGUCGCGGGUACGUCCAGCGGCGGCCAGUCGUUGGCCGGCUCGAUGAACCUUUCGUACGGGAUGCGGCGCGAAAGUGGCAGCAUCUCUUCCAACCGGUCCAGUUUGCGCAGCAGCUCGCAGGGUCUUUUUACUAGCAGCGGCGCUGCUGGUAAGCCUGGGCGGGAUUCGCUAGCGGGUAGCGGAGCGGACCGGUAUGACGGUGUGUCGCAUGCGUCUUCCGAGUAUGAGCUGCUGCUGCGGGAAACGGGAGCGAAUGGAGGACGAACGGCGACGAUGGGAGCGAACAGGGAUAAUAGCGCGUCUGCCCGCAGCUCGAUCACGCUGUCCGAAACGAGCGGGUCCAUCGAGUGGAGAAGCCGAUCGUGCAUGGAUGUGUCGAUGCGGAACAAACGGCGACCGAUAUCGGGCAGUUCCAUCAACUGCCCGAUCGAGCUGGCAUUGGAUGGUUGCGAAAUUGCCAGCGCUGAGGUCGAUCGCUACUCGCACAGCGUUGGCGGAGUAGGAGGAGGAGGAGGAGGAGGAGCUGAGAUGAACAGCAACUCGUCCAACUUUUCGCAGAACGGGCACGACAAUAGCAUCUACUACGAGAAUGUCGACAUGCCGGGUCCGCCUCCGCACGGGUCGUCCGAAUCGAUCGGGCGCACCAGCUCGUCCGGUCCGAUUCUGAGCCCGCUGAGGGAGAAAAACCUCUCGCUGCACGAUGCCCGCUGCCAGUCGGAGUACCUCGGCACGGUGCUGGAGGGCCACAGUCUGGACGUGGAGAAUGCUUCCCUUUCGUCGUCGGCCCUCGAUCCGGACCAGCAAAGCUCGUGCACACUGCGCGGUGAUUAUGAGCGGUCCAAUCAGUGCAAUAGGACGAUUACGCCGAUCGAGGAGGGUGGCGUGGCGCACUCGGUCGUGGCCGAACCACUGCACAGCCGCAACAACAGUACACUGUCGUCGGAGGGUGCACCGUACUACUACUCCGAUCUGCAGGCAAGGGCAGGAUCACGCGAGGACGAUCGAGUCGCGCAGCAGCACAGCCGUCAGCUGAGCAGUGAACGAUGUGGAGGACCGACGGCGACGAUCGCCCAACCAGGCGACACGUUGAACAAUCAGCGCGAUCCGGGCGGGUUGCGCAAACCGACGACGGGUAGCAUUUUCCACAUCCACAAUCCGCUGAACAACACGCUCAAGGCGGCCAACCUGUUGCUGCACGCGUCCGCCACCGAGAAGCACGCGGAUAUCGAUCGGAAAAACAUCUACGAAUCCGACCGGAUCGGGCAGAAGGACGUGAACAAAACGAUCGCUGCGUCGCUGGCGGCGGGCGGCAGUAGAGCGGUGGCUGGCAGAUCGGGUUCGUCGCUAUCGAUGGCCACCUCGAAGGAUGGCAGUGCGGUGAACGUACGGCAGUCGACUGGUUCGUUGGGUGGUGGUUAUACAGGUGUCGUCGGUGGAGAUGGUGGUGCGUAUUCCGCCGGCAAUGGUGAUCCUGCUGCAGGAUGUAGUAGCAGCAGCAGAAGAGACAGUGUGCAGAUGCAACAAAUGCUUGAUACGUCCGGGGGUAACAUCUCGUCCGGAGAUCAGCUCUGGGAGGAAGACACCCUUUGGCGGGAUAACUUGCGCCGCGUGUCGCACAUUCAUGCCAAAUCGAUGGACAAUCUUGAUCAUCUCGGUACGAUCAGGUCACCAUCGUCUGCUGCUCUGCUGGUGAAAACGAUCAACCAACAGCAGCAGCAACAGCAGCAGCAGGAACAGCGGGAAAUGCAGGAACAAAGGUUGCGUGACGCACACCAGGACGCUGCUCACGGUGAAGAGACGAACCCCAAACCAAUCGUUAAGAUCAAUCGGAAGGAUGUGACGUAUGUUAACGAGCAUCUAGCACAUCUGCCUGUGUCGAAAGCAGUAUUCGGCGAACAAUCAAUAUCGGCUGCAGCGGUUGCGAACAAAUCCAGCACUCCCUUAGCAAUUGAAGAAGGAGCGGGUGGCAAUGGGGACGAUGAUGAUGUGUAUGUGCAGCUUGCCAGCAACGUGUCCUCCUCCGGUACGAUCGUACGGGACGGUCGGUGGUCCUCGUCCAGCGGGCGUGACUCGGAUGCGGUGUACGAGGUGCUGCGCGACGAAAUCAACCGCUACGACAUCAAUCGCGAAACGAUACGCCAGUGGGAUUUGAUGUCUAGCGGGCUGGUCAAUAGCAGCAAUUCAGCAGGGGGCAGCACUUCCAGAUCGGGUGGAAAUAACAGCAGUGAAACGUACCACCAAAAACCGUUGUCUGCUGGUAAUGGUGGCAUCUCUGGCAAACCGAACGCUCAACAGCCUGCCAUGGAGAGUGCAGGUGAUGCCAUAACGUUGUCUAGCGCCGGCACUAGAUCACUUGCAGCGAAACAAUAUUACUUAGAGGCGUGUGAAAAACCCCACGACGUUAUGACUGUGAGCAGUCUGAACAGUGGCAAGCACAGUAUGGAAGACAGUAAGCGAAAGAUGGAAACGUUGAGAGAUAAAUAUAAUUUGGACAGUGGCAAACACGUGAACGCUCGAAUAGAGGACGCAAGAGGAGUAAUGCAUUUAGAAGAUAGUUUGAAUGAAUUGCGCGGUUGCGCCUCGAUAUCGGUGCGGAAUGUGUUCAAUCUUCCGAAGGUCGCGCUAACGGUCAAGCCGGACCCAUCCGAUCCCGCCUACCUGCAGGCAGUGGCCAAGGGAGCGGGAACGCCCGGAAGCAGCUACUACGAGGGCAUGAUGAUGGGCGCUGCUGCCGCUGACUAUUACGCCAGCGACAAGUACAUUCGGCCCGACAUAAGCUUCGAGUCGACGCACGACCUGUACACCCAGGCCCAGCUGCAGCGUGCCCAGGAGCUGAACCUACAGCAGCACUAUCAGCUGCAAAACAUCGACCGAAGCUUGGCAACGAUGCAGGACCAGCAGCAGCUGCCGCAGGACGCUUCCCCGCAAUCGCCGAUGGCUGGUAGGCCCGAUGGGCCAGCGCACUGGUCGGCGGCCCCUACUGUGGCAGGUGGUGCGUCUGGCAACGAUCCGGGCGGAUAUAUGAACGGUCGUAUGAACAGGGAAGCCUCGAGUGAACGAUUGGACGCGAAGCCGUUGGAUGUGUCUGCUGGUGAUCUUCUAAACCGGACGCACGAAGAGUUGAUACUGCUCUUGAUUCAGUUGCGACGACAGAACAGUCAAACAGCGCGAUCGAUCGAACAGUGCUGCACGAACAUUCAUGAAUUACAGAACCUUAUCCGCACCGCUGAGGGAAACCGGAAGGCGGACAGUUUAGCCCGCCUGGAUGCACUCAAGCAACAGCUAACGGAGCUGGAAAAGCAGUACGAAAAGGAGAAACCCUUGAUCAAUCUGGUCGACAAUAUGGUCAAGCUGGGCAGUCUGUACCGUGGUCCGGUCGGUGGCAAGAAGCAACUCCAAUCGCCCGAAUCGGCCACGCUCGAUCGCUUGGAGUUCAAUCAGCGCAUGCAGGAGCGCCGUUUGCUGCAGGAAGAGCAGCGUCAGUGGGAUCGUACCAGUCCGAACCACGUGGAGCUACAGUCGAAGGUGCAGCAGCUAUACCAGAUCGAUAAACUAAUGCAGGAAGAAUCCGGCACACUGCAAGCGCUGCAGCGUGAUAAGGAGAAUUUGGAAAAAGCGCUCGCGACACUGAAGACGCACGUUUUGAAUCGGGAAGGUGGAAACAUGCCGAUGGCGAUGGAUACCGCCCGACAGCAGCAGCACACGCUGGAGCGUGAGCUGACAAGGGUGCAUCAGUUGCUGGCAGCUAAUUCGAAGAAACUGGAGAAGACAGUCUCAACGAACGCUCGGCUGGAGCAGGAGCUGCUGGUACUGCGUCAGAAGCUGCAAGCUUCCCGUGAGCAUCGUUCGAUGCAUUCGGUGUUUGAUUCAGCCUCACCGAUGGAUAACCAGUACAUGCCCGGUUCGGUGACCGCAGUGCUCGAGUCGGAGCUGAAGCGCGCGAAAUUGCUGGUCGGUGACAUGCAACGCCAGCGCCAGGAGCUCGGUCAAGCAGUGCGUCAGCUCACUUCCUACAGCGAUAAUCACGAGGCGCAAAUGAUGGAUCGCCUGCAGGCCGAUGAGCAACAGCACAUGGCGCUUUCGCAGGAACAACAGCGCGACCAGCAGCAGCAGCAGCAACAAUCGGCUAGCGCAAAGCACAAGCGUAGCUAUUCUUCGUCCUGGGUAGAGACGGAUCUCGAUUCGUUGGCGGGCAAAGAAUCAUCCGUCUCGUCCGCCAGCAACCAUCGCGCCCUGUCGUCCUCAGCAUCGAGCGUGCUGACGAUCGAUGACGAAAUGCAAAGCCUGUUCCUUCCGAGCAGCCGCGCUAAGGAGCCCAUCGAAGGUGCGGAAUCGUUGGACGAUCUGUACUCGGCCGGGGGACCUUUGUACAACUACGGUGCCGGCGGUAUGCUGAAUUCAGCCGAUAAGCAGGAAAUUAAAACGGUUCGCAUCGUGAAGCGCGAAUCCGAGCGACGGAUGCGGGACAAGGAAAAGAACGAUCGCAAUUUGGCCCUCAGCCUCGAUCAGGUGCUGGAGGAGGAGGCACAGCUGAUGGAAGAUUACCAGCGUUCCAAGUCGCUGCCCAGAGGGUACGAAACGCAUGAGCUGUUUGUGCAGGGCCACGAAUCGGGCAGUGAUGGUGUUGCCGGCUCGCUCGACGGAAACAAGCUCAUGAGCGAUUAUUACAGCAGCGUCGUCGCUUCGACGAACGGGAAACAGCUACCCUGUUUCGCUGAUCGAUCGCCAGGCCGAUCUUUACACGGGAACUUUGACGGUGGGUUGCAAUCGAAGUACCUCACCAACGAUGGCAGUCGAGUGUCGGGCGUUGGGAGCGUUUCGUCGUACCAGUCUAGCUAUCUGGGCAGCGUCGGAAGCACCGGCAGCACGACCGGAAUGUCCACCAGCUCGCUGAGCGGUCUGAAACGCAAGACGGAAUCGAUACAAAGCCUCACGCAUGCCGAUGCGGAGCUGGAUCCCGUGUUCCAGAGUGAGGCGGCGAAGCAGAUCAUCAACGAAAUGGCAACGGGCGGGAACAUGACCGUUGGCGAGAACAGCGGCGACUCGUCGGGAAGUGGCGAGACGAAAGCGACCUCGAGCAUGAAAGACGACCAGCAGUACCAGCAGCAGCAACGCCAGCAAGCCCAGCAAAACCGACAGCGCCGAGCCGUUCCGAAGGAUAAGCGUCGGCAUCACACGGCGCCCCAUCACGUCAAUGCAAAGUCCAUCGAGUUGAUGCACAGCGAAAAUGAUAUGAACAAAAAUAAUGUCAACUGGAGAGCGCGUGAUGACGUCGACCUGGAGGUCACGAUACGGCCCCGCUCGAACGCACCGGACGUGGUGCGGUCCGCCCUUGGGCCGCGGGAAAAAAUCUCCGAACACACCAUCGACAAGCUGCUGGCCGCACCGAGCAAGAUCCUCAUCCCCGAACGCUACGUACCUGAGCAGACGCCGGAACUGUCGCCGGAGGAGAAGCGGCGCCGGCAGGAGAAGGUGGAAGCGAUCAAGAAAAUGCUCUCCGACACACCGAUUGGCGGCGGUGCCGGUGGUAGUAAUGAGGCCGGUGGACUGAAUCCAGUGCCGAACGCGGAAAAGAAACAGCGUGAACAUCUCAUCCAGCUCAAUCAAAUCCUCGCUCAGCAGGUGAUGCAAAUGAGCAAAAUUGUCGCAGAGGAUAAACCGGCGAGCUAUGAUGGUGCACGCGAUAUGCGCAAAGAAGACUCGUCGGCCGUACUGCCCUCCAAGAUAAAACGCAAAUGCAACGCACAGUUUAGUACUGCGGCAAACGCAUCGGGAAGCAGCAAACCGAACGACGACCGAGAUCACUAUGAAUCGGACCUGGAAGACUACGAUACGGACUCGCCGGCGGAACCACUUCCGCUGUAUCAGCAGCGUGAAAACUAUUUCACCUAAAUGUAGAGAGUGUCGGCGCUCGUUGACUUCCGUCCCCGUGUCUUAUCGUGUGGCAUUGUAAAGAAUGGUUUAGAAAUUGUAUUCAGGCUGACCUAGUAGAAAGCCUCCAAAACGUGAAAUGCGAAAAACGAAGAAAAAAUCAAUUGUGACACUGACUAUCUUACUGUGCACAUGCUGCACCAACGAUGUGCAUUCGUGCAUUGCUGCAAGAACUGCAUUACUUUAGGUAGGACUAAUCUAAUACCCCAUAUCUCCACAUACUAUGCAAAUUAACUGCCAUUGAUUUGAAAACACACGCAACUCUAUCGAUCUAUUCUGAGAAGCUAUUCUUAUCAGAUUUUUUGUUCCUUAUUGGAGGCGCAUCGUAUGUCUCCUUGACCCGCCAAUUAACGCGCGAUUGCAAUAUUAAAAGCAUCGAUGAUGAAUGGCAUUCCAGUGCAAAACAUAAUUUUACAAGUCAGUAUGGGUCUUAGUUAAAAGUUCAUAGAUCGAUAAAAUAUCGCCCACAGGUAAUAUUAAAAGUAACAUAGCCACAUGAAUAUCGUUGAGCUUUCACAGGUUUCCUAUCCGAGCAGGAGAAAACUAAGACUUCUGCGUAGUGCGGCACAGUUGCAAGGCAAGUUUUCGAUGUCGGAUUUAGUUUAGUAGUUAUUUUGGAAACGAUUUCUUUAUAAUACAAAGCACGAGACCACUUGUUUCACAGUGAUCUACCCCAAGCAAACCAUUUGCAUACUCCACUGCCAGGGCCAGGAUUAAAGAAGACAAGCUUUGGUGUGGUCGUGUUUUGGAGGGCGUGGGCUACAUCAAUGACAUACGUCUAAUUUUAAAAUCAAGUUACUCUUUCAGCAGCGCAACCGUUACUUGUACAGGGUGCGGCUUUUUUUAUCCAUCUUUUAAUUUAGUUCUUCAACUAUUCUUGCAUAUGUAGAACUCAUCAUUCUCACUAGUGAUGAUGUCAACGAACGGACGAUUUAUAUGUCGGCUGUAGGGAGGUUUUAGUACGAUUAAGUCUCGAUAUUACACGAACAGAUAAGGCAGCCGUAACAAAUGUAGUGGAUGGGAUCUAUACAAGAACUGUUGUUGUACAUAUAAAAGUUAGACCUAUUUAAUGCGAAUAUUUAAAUAAGACUAAAUAUAAUAUAUACCUUGUAUCCAACGCAGCAAGUCGCGUCCUACGCACCUACAGAGCUUUUUUGGUCGGUACUGCUGCUACUGCUACUAGCCACAUUUAAGAGCCCGCCACAUAAAGUAGCAUAAAACAGGGCACUAAAUCCUAUGCAUUAAUGAUCAAUAGUAUAGCAUGCAUUACAGCACUUAUCCACAUCCAUAUCCAUAUCAACCAACCAUCGAAGAAGGGGUCGACGUGCGUGCCAGAAGCUUUGAAGCUGUGCAACAUGCGUCGAUGCGUCGAAACAAACUGCACACUCAUCAUAUCAUACACGCAAUCAUAUGCGAAGAAAUCAUCGAUCGAGCGGGUUUUUUGAGGACCAUGUGGAUGGUCUCUCACCACACAAUUGCUCAAUAAAAUUACUAGUAAAAAAAAACAAGACAAGAUGUGACACCAAGCGCACGCGGUCAAUUACGAGAUGCACUGUGUUGCAUCGUGCUUGCUCUGUUUGUGUUGGUGACAAGCAAACCGUUACCUACCGCAAGAAUACGUAUUAUGCAAAUGCUAAUGAAGUUAAACGCUGCAACAGAACGAAAUGUACGCAACUACACAAUCCCAUUAUCGACGGAACUGAAAGCUGCACAACUCCCUCCUUACUAAGACGUCAGCUACAAGGGUCGUAAAUUACAUACUUUUCAAGAUAAACUAAGGGUGCAAGACAAAACCGAAACAAUAACUAUGAGCUACAAUCUGUCUGUGAACUUACAGAAUGGAGCUUUUGACAGUUAAUAUGACUAUUAUUCAAAAUUACAAAGCAAACAAUGCUAUAGUAGAUGUUAUAGUUCUCGAACAUACAAGUAUACUAUCGCACUCGUAAGCAUGCACAUUUCACGAUGUUACUGGGGACAAACAAAGGAGCUAAGGAGUGCAUUUGUACAACAGUCAUCAACCAACAUCACAAAACCGGUUCGCUGUGGUGCCCAUUAAGUUAGAAACAAUUCCACACACCCGUGCAACCACGAAUAUAGCAUACCAUACACUCAAUUAUUUGCUCAGUCAAUUUUUAACCAAUUAGCGGAAAGCGACAGAUUUGUGGGGAAGAUGAGAAAAGGGAGAAGCAAGAAAAAAGACAUUAAAAUUACCAGUAUUCAAUUAUCGACGACAAUUAAUACCUUGCCCAAUGCCACCUGAAGGAAAUUUUACGAAAAAGGUGAUUAAUCUUGCUUGGAGCGUUUUUUAAAUUUAUUAUAAUCCUAUUUGUUUGAAAAGUAAACAAAAUCCUUCUUCUAUUCCGAUGUGGUAAAUCUGCUGCCAUAAGACUUAAGUGUAUAAAGGUAUCUAAAUUAUAGUAAACAUUUAUUUCAGUGUUGUUUUUUAUAUGCAUCAACAGUAAAAAAAGACGUUGAUCUAGCAGCGAAAAGAAGAAUUCAUUUUGUUACAAACGGAAAGGAAGCAAGCAAAGGGAGCAAAGUAUAGUAGGGAAAGAGUAUAAUACCUUUUACUAGCAAAUAACCCGGUCGCAAAGUAGUACAAUUUUAAAACAAAAAUUAUAAACACGAUACGCCAUAUAUGAAGAAGCGAGGAAGAGAGGUUGUAAGAGCGAUAGAAAAAGAGAAAGAGAAAAUUGAAAUAUUUUGAAUAGAACAGCGGCAUUUGUUUAUUUGUUUUUAUUUUUUCUGUUAGGUUUAAUAUGAGCAAGAUUGAGUUAAAGUGGGCGAGUUAAAUUAAUUUAUUGAAAAGUGAAGGACGUGCUUUGUGUGAUCUUAAAAAUGAGAAACCGUUACGUUGACCAUUCCUUCUCGUUGUGCGUGCCUGUGCGUCGCGCAACUGCCAUAUUAGCGAAAGCAUGUACCAUAAACAGCAUGUUAUGUAUUUUGUAAAACUCACACAAAGAUUAAUACACAGCAAAACCCCCAGAAUAAAUGCAUCCGUCUUACAAUUUACCUCAAUUAGCUCCUCUGGUACGAGAUGGGUAAUGAUGUAGUGGAUUUGGAUAAGCCAGAAAAUCUAAGUACAAUUUAUCUUCGGUUCGUUUACCAUUAUGCUGCACGCAGCGCUUUGUUGCUCAUUCGAAUUAGAAAAUAAAUCACAACGCAGUAGAAAACGUAGUAUAAAAUUUUGUUUUUAGUUUUUAUUUUUGUUUCGUUAUGUAAGCAAAAGUAAAACUUUCCAUCUUGUUUUGAGCUAUUUGUUUUAAGGUAAACAUAGUCAGUAGUUGACAUUCAGUUGAAGUCACCAUCACCAGAAGCAACAGCAAGCAUAAACAUGAUUUAACAUAAGAAACAAGAAAUACAUUCACAAAUACCAUGCUAAACAUUGCAUAGGAAAAUUAUACAUAAAUAUGCGUAUGCAAAAUAAAAUCAUUAGUAGCAAGAUUGCAUUUCAUGUAGAGCUGUAGCGCAAGCAAAGAACAUUUUACCGACAAAACCGAUUGACGGAUGGCGGCGGCGCUUACCGCACAACUCUUCUACCACAACCGACACAAACUAAACGGAAACAGCUUCAAUUAUGCUGAACAAUAAUAGUAAUAAUAACAAUAACUUUACUUAUAAUAACAUAAUGAACAACACAGACAAAUUGGCGGGACAAAUACUAUAUACGAAAGCAUGUUGGACACAGGAAACUCUACAAUUGACAUAAGCAUAAGUACCUUAAGCUGUUAAAUUAUUAUUAUUACUAUCAUCAGUAUCGAUACAUAAAUUAUCAUUGUUAACGGAUGAGCCAAUUGUACAAUACCCUCCCCCCAUCAAUAUCGCAAUAGCGGAUAUAGACAAAAUAAACCAUGUGUUAGUAGAGCACCGGUCACAUGUAUGAAAAUAAACUUAAUAAGUGCAAAAAUAAAGUAAAACCACU